AUGAAUCACAUAAAAGCUAUAUUUUAUAAAAACCAAACAAGUAGAAACUUGUUUUUUUCAUUAAAUAAAAAUGUUAAUAAUCAAUUAAAAAGAAAUAUGAGUACUGAUAAAAAAAAUUUGAAAGAUUAUGAAACUAAUGUUGAUAAUGUAGCUACUAAUUUGCCAAAAGGAAUAAGAAUACCUAUAAUGAAUUAUCUCUAUGGUAUUAUAUUUCUAAUGGCUUUUGUUCCAAUCUGCCAAUCACUUUACGAAACUAAUAAAUAUUACAAAGAAAAUAAACACUUAUACGGGAAAGAAAAAAGUUAA
Molecule: messenger RNA, 306 nt
Organism: Plasmodium gallinaceum
Lineage: Eukaryota; Apicomplexa; Aconoidasida; Haemosporida; Plasmodiidae
Product: conserved Plasmodium protein, unknown function
Exons: 2
Coding region: 1-306 (101 amino acids)
Source: RefSeq, a predicted model, not a curated record